GGAAGCUGCUUCCUCGAUUCUGGAAUCGACCGGCAGCGUCGCCACCGCAGCGGCGUGGGAAGGGGUCUGUGAGCGACUAGGCAUGCCACGGUACAUUCUUCACUAGCCCAACAUCCUCAUUUCAAAACAGUCAGGCAAACCCGCCGCACCACCACCGACAACAAUGCCAGCGUUCGCCGCCAUUCGCAAGCUAGUGCAUGGAUCCUCCCAUCAUGCAUCAUCAAACCGACUCGAGUGCCCAUUUGCCAAUGUUGAUCUUGCUAUUUCAGCAGUUGACACCAGCCAGUUUGCGCACACGUGUCGAUUCCAUGCGCACGCAGUGGCUCCGGUCGCGUCCAUCACGUCACCCGUGGACCUCGUUGUUCGAAGCGGCACGUUCGUCACUUCCAGCACGAGCGCUGCGCUCGUCCAAGACAUUGGAGGUGGUGACAAAAUCCGAGAGUGUUGCACGCGAUUCUACGCCCAUGCGUUUCUGGACUCGCAGUUGAAGCCGUUCUUCUUCGAAGACGACGGUGCCACCGCCCACGGCCAGCGACUCGCCGACUGGAUCAUUGAAAAAAUGGGUGGACAGGGCACGCCGUGGUCCGACAGUGGCCGCCGCGGCAUGCGUCAGCCAAGCCACUACAAGGCGUGGAACAACGCCAAACGACACGACAAUGUGCGGGGCAACCACUUCAACCUCGUCGACGCUCGAACGUGGAUGCGCGUCCACUUUUGGGCCGCGAGGGAAUGCGGACUGCACCUCCACGAGGCAUUCUGGGUCUGGUAUGUCCACUUCCUUGGGCACUUUAUUGCCGUGUACGAGCAGCGAGCCGUGCCGUACGCAAACAAAGACGCCAAGUGGUCCAAACUCCAAACCAACAUUGACGCGUACAUUCUAAACGAUCACACGAUGCCAGAUCUACUCGAGUGAAUACACUGGACUUGCGAAGUUGUGCGUACUUUGGAGUAUUAAUAUAUAUGACAUCAAGUUGA
Messenger RNA from Aphanomyces astaci, 975 nucleotides. RefSeq lists its product as hypothetical. NCBI's taxonomy places the organism in Eukaryota, Oomycota, Saprolegniomycetes, Saprolegniales, Verrucalvaceae. The transcript has a single exon. Bases 164 to 913 code for a protein of 249 amino acids. The record is from RefSeq and is a predicted model, not a curated record. Gene Ontology annotation, molecular function: oxygen binding; heme binding.